Molecule: messenger RNA, 1002 nt
Organism: Haliotis rubra (blacklip abalone)
Lineage: Eukaryota; Metazoa; Mollusca; Gastropoda; Lepetellida; Haliotidae
Product: 24-hydroxycholesterol 7-alpha-hydroxylase-like
Exons: 10
Coding region: 1-1002 (333 amino acids)
Biological process (GO): cholesterol homeostasis; bile acid biosynthetic process
Molecular function (GO): oxidoreductase activity, acting on paired donors, with incorporation or reduction of molecular oxygen; steroid hydroxylase activity; heme binding
Source: RefSeq, a predicted model, not a curated record
AUGACCUACGACCUUGGAGGGUCGAAUUUGACCUGUUCCACCACCGAUAUUCCUCAGACCCCGACAUACAGGAAUGCCUGCAGUCUUCAAACCAGCUGGCUGCAAUCUGUGUUAGGUCGUGAUGACCUGAUGGAGGUCGUGAGGUCAGCAAUGUACCCUGCUGUCAUCAAGAACCUGUUUGGACAGGAUGUGUUACCUAUAGCUGAGAAGGAGGAGUUUGACUUAUUUACAAAGCACUUUAUUACCUUUGAUGAUCAGUUUGAGUAUGGAGCCAAAUUGCCCGGUGUAUUGCUCAGGGAGUGGUCAACGUCCAAGCAGUUUCUACUAAACAUCUUCCGGUCAGUUGUCAGCAAGAUUCAGAUGCAUGAAAACAACAGUCCAGCAAAGAAAGAAACUCUUCUGCAGAUUGUUUGUGGUAUAGCAGACCAGGACUGUAUGGCCAACUACAGCCUGCUGUUUCUGUGGGCUUCGCUAGCUAAUGCCAUCCCGAUAGCCUACUGGACGCUGGCUUUCAUGAUGCAGAACAAGGAUGUCCUAAACAAAGCCAAACAGCAAGUGGACAGUGUCCUUAAGGCAAAAUCUAGCGUGAGUGAGUCAGACCUGCGACAGAUGCCCUACCUCAAGUGCUGCAUGCUGGAGGCUAUCCGAUUGCGGUCACCAGGGAUCAUCACGAGGAAAGUGGUCAAGUCCUUCACUGUCAAGGAGAUGACUGUACCGGCCGGGGAUAUGCUGAUGCUGUCACCCUACUGGGCUCAUCGCAACCCCAGAUACUUCCCUCAGCCCGAACAGUUUCGCCCGGAUCGCUGGGAGAAAGCAGAUUUAGACAAGAAUGUCUUCUUACCAGGGUUUGUAGCAUUUGGAGGAGGCCGCUACCAGUGCCCUGGAAGAUGGUUUGCCCUGCUGGAGAUCCACAUGUUCAUUGCAAUGUUCCUUCAGAGAUUUGACUGUAAGCUGAUAGAUUCUUUACCUGAACCAGUAAGUACAACCUGUGGAAAACCCUGA